This is a messenger RNA of Trachymyrmex cornetzi, 2458 nucleotides long. Its product is annotated as gastrula zinc finger protein XlCGF57.1. The record is from RefSeq and is a predicted model, not a curated record. Bases 488 to 2410 code for a protein of 640 amino acids. The transcript is spliced from 12 exons. Lineage: Eukaryota; Metazoa; Arthropoda; Insecta; Hymenoptera; Formicidae.
UGACCCAAUAGCGAACGAGCAGGCUAGAAGCAACAAAUUGUUGUUGCCGUGGUGGGAAUAUUACACCACCAUGCUUGUCCGUUCGGAUGGUUCAGAGGUUUUUGCUCUGACAAACUGAUUUCCAUCACUAAUUGAUCGUCGCCGAGGAGGAUCGUUCCUCAUCUUCAGCGACGACGUGACGCAGACAAGAUCGCUUGAGAGAGAGAACACGAAAAACAGCGGACGUAUGGAAGGUAGUGACGCGCCCCUUGACGUAGGCCAUUUUACGUAGCAUCGGGACUGAUGAAAGGGCCUGUUCCUUCAGGGGCAAACGCAUUCACUCGCUCUCCCUUUUCACGUAUUCAUUUGAACGGAUCUCAAUCGAAAGCACAAGAUGUUCUUAAUGUGGAAUGAAAGCAGAGAGUAAGAAUAGACUGGUUUAUCUAAAGGAAAAAUCUCUCAUACAAUUGAAUAAGAAAAUUGGAGAUAGAAAUUAUUACGUGACACAAUGGCAAAUGGAAUAGAGAAGAUAGAAAUCCUAAAGAUUGAGCAGUGUAGUGAUGAUUUAAUUGAGGAUGAAACCAAUGGGAUCAUGUUUGAUAUGGACCUCUCACAAGAUGAAUCUUUAGUUGUGACUGACAGUGCAGCCAUUGACGAAAAGAAAAGCGUGGUUAUUUCAAUUGUAACCGAUUAUCAAUGUGUGACAUGUCAACGUAUUUUCCAAUCAAAGGACAUGUUGAAGAAGCAUGUAGACACAUGCAGAGAGGAAGAUGACUCAAACAACAUGCUUGAUAAUAUAGUAAGUUACGAUUCAGAAGAAGAGGAAGAGAAUGAAGAUGAUCCACUUUUAAAUGCUGAAGAUUCGGAUUCUAAGGGCCAAAAAAAUAACAAUGAAAAACCUCUCAUCAAGCCCGUGCUCGAAACACAAUGCCAUUGCUGUGCGGAAGACUUAAAGACGGCCCAUAGCGGCGGACAAUACAAGUGUUCACAUUGUGAUCUCAGCUUCAAGAAAAAAGCAUCUCUGGAAAGACACGAUGUAGUCAUACAUUGGGUAUGCGAUUCGUGCACAUGCAAUGAAUGCGGUUCUCUUUUUCGUGAUAAAAAAGCUUUAAAUAAGCAUCGCUAUACGACACACGGAGAUCGCAAAAUUUUUAAGUGUGUUCCUUGCGACACUUAUUUCUCUCGAAGCUAUCACUUAAAUCGACAUAUAAUGCAAUCUGGUUGUCACGGUAACAUACUUAAUAAAUUCAGUUGUCAAGUUUGCAAGAAAGACUUUACGCGUAAGGAUAACUUGCGGGAACACCUGCGUACUCACGCGGGCACGCCUCAGAGACAAAAGAAGAAAUGCAACUACUGCCCGAAAGAAUUCUUUACGUACCAACAAUUGUUGGUACACGAACGCAUGCAUACGGGAGAGCGACCAGUCCAAUGCGAUUUAUGUCCGAAGACAUUCCUGUCGCCGCUCGCGCUGAAAAAGCAUCGUCGUGUACACACCGGAGAGAAGCCGUUUGAAUGUAAAUACUGUCAGAGAAAAUUUGCCGCUCGCGAAACGCUGAAUCGUCACCUACGGACGCACACGGGUGAAAAACCACAUGUGUGUCAGUACUGUGGCAAAUCGUUUAUUCAAGCAGCGCAAUUAAGAGCACAUGUGUUUCAUCAUACUGGAGAAAAUGGUUUCUACUGUGAUGUGUGCGACAAGGCAUUUAAUCGGAAGGCGCGUUUGAACAUCCACAAGAAGUUCGUACACGAGGGAGCGAUUCCAUUUACGUGUGAAGUCUGCGAUAAGGGUUUCACGCGAAAGGAGGACUUGAUGAAACACAAACUGUUACACACUGGCAUUAAACCGUUCAAAUGCGACAAGUGUUCAAAGGCCUUCUCGGUGAAGUCGUCGUUGCAAGCGCACCUCAACACUCACAGACGCGAACCGCCCCAGUCAUGCGUUGAAUGCAAUAGAGUAUUUAUUCGACAAGAUUGUCUGAUGCGACAUAUUCGGGCGAAGCAUCGGGAACUGUUGGAGGACGUAAUGAACGAGGUCGAGAAGAAACAUUUGCAAACGCAAUUGUAUAACAUCGCAUCGACCGCUGCUGCCAAAAUGAAAACCGGCAAAUCUAGAAGACUCUCCACCGAUGAGUUGUUGAAAGCCAUUGUAGAUCUUUUGAGAUUACUUAUCGAUGAGGAAACAUUACAGCUAUUUGGUUGGCCGGAUGCUCCAAUACAAGACGUCCUCGAGGCUGUAAUUAGAAGAUGCGGACAUGAGCCGAUGACAUCGGAGACCAACAUGGUGUUUACUGAGAGGCUGCGACAAAACGUCAAGCUUCUAUUCACUGUCGUCGUCGACACGGUGAAUGACGAAAUAGUGAAAUCUCUCUUGACAACGAAAACGGUGGACGAUGUCAUUCUUCACGUUUUAGAAAUAUCUAAUCAAAAUUAGGAACAAAAAAAUAUUACACAAGCGACAAUCAUAUUUUUUUGAAUACUU